CAGUAGCACAUUUAUCUUUAACAGAAGGAAGUUGAACUUGCAAUGUUGAAUUUACGUAACUGAAAACAAUUUACACUUGUGUGUGUGUUUUUCUCAAUAUGCCUUUCUGCAAGGACUGGUAUCUGUUUUAGAACUGCAAGCCUGUCUACACUUCUAUGAACACAGAAUGUCUGGCAAUGAAGAGUGCAGCUUGGUGUGCUGGAUCCAAUGGAUAGUCUACAUCCCAACAUUUGUUGUAGGCCUUGUAUUCAAUCUAUCUGCACUUUGGAUUCUGCUUUUUAAAAUACGAAAAUGCACGGAAUCCACAGUUUAUCUGGCAAAUCUCAUUUUAAAUGACUCCUUUUUGCUAUUCUCCCUGCCUUUUAAGAUCCAUUCUUACAAAUACAACUGGGUACUGGGGAACACCCUGUGCUCGUUCUUGGAGAGCCUGCUCUAUGUGAACAUGUACGGGAGCAUUCUGCUCAUAACAUGCAUUUCAGUUGAUCGCUACAUCGCCUUAAGACAUCCUUUCCUGGCAAAAACCCUCCGUUCACCUCAAAAGGCUGCCGUCGCCUGUUUCACAAUAUGGAUUGUCAUUUUUGGAGCUAGCGUGGAAGUAUACAACCUUCACGAAAAGAACGCCACCUACUGUUUCCGAGGUUUUUCAAAUAGAACCUGGGAAAAAGUACACAUAGUGGUCGUGAUGGAGACCGUGUACACUGCCAGUGCCCUCAUCAUGAUCUUCUGUUCGAUCCAGGUCAUCAGAACUUUAAGAACAAUGAGGAAAAGGAAAGCAGAGGUCCAGACAUUAAAGAAUAACAAAUCAGUUAAAAUUGUUCUCUCUAACCUUGUGACAUUCUUGGUAUGUUUCACACCAUAUCAUAUUGCAGCACUUGUGUAUUUCAUUGCAAAGAAGAAAGUUACAGAAUCGAUUCAACCUCUCCGGGACUUCGUUCACCUUAGCAUUUGUCUAACAAGCAUCAACUGCCUAUUUGAUGCAAUAUGCUAUUACUUUAUUUUUAAAGAGAACUGGAUAUCUGCUAAACAGGCAAAUGAACAGGAACAACAAUGCAUGAAGAAGUCAGAAAACAUUCCUACUGUCAUUGCACAAACUACCAGAUAAGCCCACAGUGGUUAAGGACAACUAUUAAGGACAGACCAAAGACUACAUUUGUUUGGCUACUAGAUAAACUAACGGUGGCAAAUCCAAAUAAUGGAAUGAUGCCACAGAUUCUUAUUUUUCCACUAAAGUGAUAACUGACAUUUUACAAUGAAGACGAUUGUGUGUGGAUUUGAACAUGACAGUGCAUGAAUGCAAAAAACAGCAGCAGUGAAAAAUGAGAAAAAGAACAAUAAAGGGUAUUUUCUCACCGG
Messenger RNA from Lepisosteus oculatus (spotted gar), 1353 nucleotides. RefSeq names its product G protein-coupled receptor 55a (gene gpr55a). NCBI's taxonomy places the organism in Eukaryota, Metazoa, Chordata, Actinopteri, Semionotiformes, Lepisosteidae. Gene Ontology annotation, cellular component: plasma membrane. The record is from RefSeq and is a predicted model, not a curated record. Gene Ontology annotation, molecular function: bradykinin receptor activity. Gene Ontology annotation, biological process: positive regulation of Rho protein signal transduction; phospholipase C-activating G protein-coupled receptor signaling pathway.